This is a messenger RNA of Malus domestica (apple), 732 nucleotides long. The record is from RefSeq and is a predicted model, not a curated record. Lineage: Eukaryota; Viridiplantae; Streptophyta; Magnoliopsida; Rosales; Rosaceae.
AUGGUUUGUAAAUUGCACAAAUCCAUUUAUGGAUUGAAACAGUCUCCACGUGCAUGGUAUGCAAAACUGAGCUCCAUUCUUGAAGAGUUUGGCUUUCAAAGAAUGACAGGUGACAAUGCUGAAGAAAUUCACUCUCUCAAGCUCGCUCUUCAAAACAAAUUUGCAAUCAAAGAUUUGGGACGUCUCAAAUAUUUCCUAGGUAUUGAGCUUGCAAAUUCACAGGAAGGCCUUUUUCUCAAUCAAAGGAAAUACAUUCUUGAUCUUUUGAAGGAUUCUGGCUUAAUAGAUAGUAAACAUGCACGUACUCCUUUGGAUAGCAAGCUACAACUUAGUACUCACAGUGAAGCUCUCUCUGAUAUUACUAAGUAUCAAAGACUUGUAGGAAAGCUUAUUUACCUCACAAUCACGCGUCCUGAUAUCUCUUAUGCCGUGAGUAUUGUGAGUCAAUUUAUGCAUGCUCCUACAUUAACUCAUAUGCAGAUUGUGAAGAGAAUUCUUCGUUAUCUAAAAGGGUCUAUUGGUCGAGGACUCCUUAUGACAAAAAAUGAUAGCACUGCCAUCAUGGGAUAUACAGAUGCUGAUUGGGCUGGGAAUUCUCUUGAUCGCAAGUCAACAACAGGUUUUUGCACCUUUGUAGGUGGCAAUUUGGUAACAUGGCGCAGCAAGAAGCAAACUGUCGUAGCUCGAUCCAAUGCAGAGGCCGAGUCGAGCUAUGACCUCCACUGCGUGUGA